UUUCCUGAGAUUCGGCUCGUUAUCCAGCCACAGGGGGGCGAUAGAGGGCCGCAGGCUGGCCGGGCGCGCGGCGGAACAGCCUCUUCCUGUCGGAAAAAAGUUGGAGGGAUUAUUAAAAUGGCUGAUCGCGAGCUGUCCCUCUGAUUUCAUGUAGUAUUUCCUACACCAGGUAAAACGCACGGCGAAACGCAAUCAAAUAUGUAAAUUUAAAGUCUUGCAACGAGAUUAAUUCGGUUAUAUGAAGUAGACCGCGUUGAAUUAUAUAUAUAUUUUUGCAGAUCGCAUUUUCAGGGGGUCCUGUUCUACUUUAAUCCAAAAAUUAGGUGUUUUUAAAACCACUUUAGCACAUAGCUUGGCUUUUAUGGCAGCAGGAAGUGUUUAUGGAAUUGGCUGGUGUUCAGACAUAUUGGGUGUUAUUGGUGCGCGUCGCUGUUGAAGAUGCAGAGACCUCUGUCCAGUUUUGCGUUCGCCCCAGCUGUCAAAGUGAAGCUCAUCAAUGCCGGAUUUCACACAGCGGCAGAUCUGUGCGAUCUGCGACCGCUGCAACUCAGCAAAGAAUCAGGGAUCUCCCAGCAGGAGGCGGUAGAAGUGCUGCAGACUGUGCGGCAUGACGCCAGCCAGGGAGCCGGUGCAGGCAGCCGGAUGACGGCCCUGGAGCUGCUGGGGAGGGAGCAGGCGAUGGGUGCCAUCGUCACCUUCUGCUCAGCACUAGACUCCGUCCUUGGUGGUGGGAUGCCCGUGGGCAAGACCAGUGAAGUGUGUGGAGCACCUGGCGUGGGCAAAACGCAGCUCUGCAUCCAGCUGGCGGUGGAUGUCCAGAUCCCUGUGUGCUUCGGAGGUCUGGGGGGCCAGGCGGUGUACGUGGACACGGAGGGGAGCUUCAUGGUGCAGCGGGUGGUGGAUGUGGCCAAAGCGGCCGUGGAGCACUGCUCCCUGUUAGCGGACGACGCCGAGCAGCGAGAGGCCUUGAAGGUGUUCACUGUAGAAGACAUUCUCUCCAAGCUGUACCUCUUCCGUUGUCAUGACUACGUGGAGCUAUUGGCUGAGACCUACCUCCUGCCUGACUUUUUAUCUCAGCACCCCGAGGUCCGUCUGGUGGUGAUUGACAGCAUUGCCUUCCCAUUCCGCCAUGACUUUGAGGACCUCUCCCAAAGAACGCGGCUAUUGAACGGCCUUGCCCAACAGCUCGCCCAGAUGGCCAACCAGUACAACGUCGCGGUCGUACUGACCAAUCAGAUGACAACGAAGGUUGGAAAUGGCCAAUCCAAGCUGGUGCCGGCCUUAGGUGAAAGCUGGGGCCAUGCUGCGACUCAGAGGCUUAUUUUGCACUGGGAGGGGGAACAGAGACUGGCGUCUCUCUAUAAGUCUCCAAGCCAGAGGGAGGCCACGGUUCUGUACCAGAUCACUGGCGCUGGCUUCAGGGACGUGCUCUCUUCUGACCAUGCUUCGGCUGACUCAUCUGCGAUUCCGUCAGGGAACGCUCCUAAGCGCCUCCGCACCCAAGCAGACGACCACCAGACUUGAAGACAUCUGGCUCAAAAACAACAUUCAGCUGUUCUAAAACUGUUUGAUGAUUCUGAUGACACUCUGACAGUAAGAAAGGGUCUGGAUGUGAUGUACUGCAUUGUUUACAUGAAGGCAGCAUCACCCACAGCUGCAGUAUGCUGCUUUAAUUUUCAUUUUUACUUGGCGAAACAAAAAAAUGGGGUUGACCGUGAAAGUUCGAAGCUCUCGUGACGGACUUGUUUUAUAUUGUUUGGAAGGCAGCUUGCCAUUUUGACAGGGGACAGUGCUCUGUGCAAAACGUCCACCAAGUAUUUAGAGAAUGGCUUUGAGUUUGCAGCGUAAUAUUAUUGUCUCUGUACUUUGACAGUGGUAGAUCAUUAAAAUCUCUUUUGGAAGCAACAAGAGACAUCUGGACCCUAACAAGCAACAAUCCCCAGGUUAUUAAAAGGCAGUGUUAGGGCCGUUCCGGAAUGCAUUCAUUAAAUACAAUCCAAAUCAGGAAAUGGAACUGGAGUUGGAAUCGGAAAACAAACUAUGGGGAACAGAAUUGGAAUUAAAUUAGAAUUUCAACUCCAGUUCCAUUUCCUGAUUUGGAUUGGAAUCGAUGAAUUCAUUUAGGAAUGGCCCCAACCCUGUUAGAAGACCCUACAAACUAUUGCAGGAAUACGAAACAGACUCAAUCACUUUAUUGCUCUUACAACAGCUUGAUAAAGCAUCAAGCUUGAAGCGGCUUCCCUAUCCAGGAUCAGAGCUGGUUCGCAAGCUGUGUUAGUCCUUGACAGAGUGAGCUGGCCAUCCUUGGGACAAUUUAGAUGCAAGUCAAUCGCUGCAGAGUCAAGGAUAUUUCAUAUAGCUUUCAAUGUGGUCCCCAGCGCAGGAGACCUUGUUGAUACAUCUCUCUAAUUAAAUUCCACACGUAAAAGCUGGCUUUAGCUGCUGCAGUGGACAAGCAAGUGAAAUACGAGCACUUGGCCUAAUAUUUUCUGGCAUGGCGGGGAGGGCUGAGAGAUGGGGUGGAUGACUUCCUCAUCAAUACCCUUCAUCUCUGAAGACUAGCUUGUUUGUGUAGCGAUGGGUAUUGGAAAAUGUGUCACUAUUUAGUGGGCAGAUCUGGGAAGGUAGCAGAUGUGACUCCAAGAUUAGCAAUCUCACAUUUUCAGGGUUGCAGGUUUCAUGUUCUUCAUGUAUUUGACUGGGUUUCAUCUCAUAGUCCAAAAAUGUUGUUCAGGUAAA
Brienomyrus brachyistius is the source of this 2739-nucleotide messenger RNA. RefSeq names its product RAD51 paralog C (gene rad51c). Gene Ontology annotation, biological process: reciprocal meiotic recombination; DNA repair; meiotic DNA recombinase assembly. The record is from RefSeq and is a predicted model, not a curated record. Gene Ontology annotation, cellular component: Rad51C-XRCC3 complex; Rad51B-Rad51C-Rad51D-XRCC2 complex; replication fork. Bases 439 to 1524 code for a protein of 361 amino acids. Lineage: Eukaryota; Metazoa; Chordata; Actinopteri; Osteoglossiformes; Mormyridae. Gene Ontology annotation, molecular function: ATP-dependent DNA damage sensor activity; ATP binding; four-way junction DNA binding. The transcript is spliced from 9 exons.